AUGCCUCAAAUUUGUUGGAUGAAAAAACAAGGCCGAAGCUCUCUCCUACCUGAAAAUGCAGUGCUUGCUCCGCUUGCCUCACCUUCCUCUGCUCAUCAGUUCUCCCCGCCCUUGUUUCCUGUUCCUUCCAUCUCAUGCUUCUUCUUUACUGCAUCCUCCCUUCUCUCCAAGGAAUAUUCAUGUUUUACACCCAUGCUUAGGGUUGUUUUGUGUUUAGAAGUCAGCUCUCAACCCACCCACCACCUGCAGAAGCCACAAAGCAUGUUCCUCUUGCCACCCUCUGGGGAAAGGCUCCUUUCCAAGAGCCCCUUCUCAUAG
Podarcis lilfordi (Lilford's wall lizard) is the source of this 318-nucleotide messenger RNA. The record is from the annotation of a GenBank genome assembly. NCBI's taxonomy places the organism in Eukaryota, Metazoa, Chordata, Lepidosauria, Squamata, Lacertidae.